CCCGCGGCUGCGGCCGCCAGCGCCCUGACGGCCACGGCAUGCGUAUUCCCGUAGACCCGAGCACCAGCCGCCGCUUCACUCCCCCCUCCACGGCCUUCCCCUGCGGCGGCGGCAAGAUGGGCGAAAACAGCGGCACGCUCAGCGCGCAAGCGGCCGCGGGCCCUGGCGGCCGCACCCGGCCCGAGGUGCGCUCGAUGGUGGACGUGCUGGCGGACCACGCGGGAGAGCUCGUGCGCACCGACAGCCCCAACUUCCUCUGCUCUGUGCUGCCCUCGCACUGGCGCUGCAACAAGACGCUGCCGGUCGCCUUCAAGGUGGUGGCACUGGGGGACGUGCCCGACGGAACCGUGGUGACCGUAAUGGCGGGCAAUGAUGAAAACUACUCCGCUGAGCUGCGCAACGCUUCCGCUGUCAUGAAGAACCAAGUGGCCAGGUUCAACGACCUGCGAUUCGUGGGCCGCAGUGGGCGAGGGAAGAGCUUCACGCUUACGAUUACCGUGUUCACCAACCCAACCCAAGUGGCCACCUACCACCGAGCCAUCAAGGUCACCGUGGACGGACCUCGGGAACCCCGACGGCACCGGCAGAAGAUUGAAGACCAGACCAAGGCCUUCCCCGACCGCUUCGGAGACCUGCGCGUGCGUGUAACACCGAGCACGCCCAGCCCCCGUGGUUCUCUCAGCACCACAAGCCAUUUCAGCAGCCAGGCCCAGACCCCAAUUCAAGGCUCCUCAGACCUGAACCCCUUCUCGGAUCCCCGCCAGUUUGACCGCUCCUUCCCUACGCUGCAGAGCCUCACGGAGAGCCGCUUCCCGGACCCCAGGAUGCACUACCCGGGCGCCAUGUCUGCUGCCUUCCCAUACAGCGCCACACCAUCAGGCACCAGCCUGGGCAGCCUGAGCGUAGCGGGCAUGCCGGCCAGCAGCCGCUUCCACCACACCUACCUCCCGCCGCCCUACCCCGGGGCCCCGCAGAGCCAGAGCGGGCCCUUCCAGGCCAACCCCGCGCCCUACCACCUCUUCUAUGGCGCCUCCUCCGGCUCCUACCAGUUCUCUAUGGCAGCUGCGGGCGGUGGCGAGCGCUCGCCCACCCGCAUGCUGACCUCCUGCCCCAGCGGCGCUUCGGUGUCUGCGGGCAACCUCAUGAACCCCAGCCUGGGUCAGGCUGAUGGCGUGGAAGCCGACGGCAGCCACAGCAACUCGCCCACGGCCCUGAGCACACCGGGCCGCAUGGACGAGGCCGUGUGGCGGCCCUACUGAGCAUCCCGGGGACUUGUGGGCCACCCGGACCUGACCAGUCCCUCCAGCCCAAGGCUAGGGCUACAGGAAGAAACAGACUUUGGCCUGGUCCCAGGGGCCAGAGCUGGUGAUGGCUCC
Molecule: messenger RNA, 1376 nt
Organism: Acomys russatus (golden spiny mouse)
Lineage: Eukaryota; Metazoa; Chordata; Mammalia; Rodentia; Muridae
Gene: Runx3
Product: RUNX family transcription factor 3
Exons: 5
Coding region: 39-1259 (406 amino acids)
Biological process (GO): regulation of cell differentiation; neuron differentiation; regulation of transcription by RNA polymerase II
Cellular component (GO): nucleus
Molecular function (GO): DNA-binding transcription factor activity, RNA polymerase II-specific; ATP binding; RNA polymerase II cis-regulatory region sequence-specific DNA binding
Source: RefSeq, a predicted model, not a curated record